CUUUAUGGAAAAGAAAAAAGGGGAGUGAGAGAUGGGGGAGCUGCUCCAGCUGUCGGUCUCCCCACUCACUCUCUCUCUCAGGGUCAUACAGGCAGGAGUUUAAGGGACCACUUCUGUACGCCAACUCAGCUGGGACGACCACAGCCAGCAGGAGGACACACUGGUCAGACGGAGACUGAGAGACAGAAGAUUCCUCUAUACCACUGCUCUGCACAUCACAAAGGCUCGUCUUCAGGGCACCGCUACCUGCCUGAUUGUUGUGUGUGUGCGCUUGUGUGCAUGCUCCAGUCCGAUCUCCCAAUCUCCCAUCAAAUAGUGCAUUAGUAUGCAGGGUGUUUGUGUGCCAAUCUUGUGUGUGUGCAUAUGUGUGACUGUGCUCCUCCGCAGUGCGAUUUCACAGCCACGUUCAGAAAGUGACACCUACACGGAAUGCACAGAUGGGUAUCAUUGGGACCCUCAGACUGAGCACUGCAAAGACAUAAACGAGUGUGAGACCAUUCCUGAUGCCUGCAAGGGGGAAAUGAAGUGCUUCAACCACUAUGGAGGCUACCUGUGCCUUCCCCGCUCUGCGUCACUCAUCCCUGCUCCAGAGCCUCCUAUUACACCCGCUGAGCCCUUAAACCCAUGCCCUCUAGGCUACGAGCCUCAGGGAAACAGCUGUGUGGACAUCGAUGAGUGUGAGAGACAUGAGCACGACUGCCAACCCAGCCAGGAGUGCAUCAACUCGGUGGGCGCCUUCACCUGCCAGUGUCCGGAUGGAUACCGGAAAGUCGGCACAGAGUGCGUUGAUAUUGAUGAGUGCAGGUACAGGUACUGCCAGCAUCGCUGUGUCAACGUGCCCGGCUCCUUCUCUUGUCAGUGUGAACCCGGUUUCCAACUGGCAGGAAACAAUCGAUCUUGCAUUGAUGUGAAUGAAUGUGAGAUGGGUGCCCCCUGCUCGCAGAGAUGCUACAACACAUACGGCACUUUCCUCUGUCGCUGUGAUCAGGGCUACGAGCUCGGGCCCGAUGGCUUUGAAUGUAAAGACAUCGAUGAGUGCAGCUACUCCAGUUACCUGUGCCAGUACCAGUGUGUCAACGAACCAGGGAAGUUCUCGUGCGUGUGCCCAGAGGGAUACCGACUGCUGGGCACCAGAAUGUGUCAGGAUAUAAACGAAUGUGAAACGGGAGAACACGAGUGCACGGAGACGCAGAACUGCGUGAACAUCCACGGACGAUACCAGUGUGUGGACAAGAACAGCUGCCAGGAACCUUACAUCCAAGUGUCUGACAACCGCUGCGUGUGCCCCGUCAGCAACCCCGCCUGUCGAGAGCUGCCUUUCUCCAUCGUGCACCGCUACAUGAGCAUCACCUCCGAGCGCUCCGUCCCCUCGGACAUCUUCCAGAUUCAGGCUACCAGCGUCUCUGCGAGGGCUUACAACACCUUCCGCAUCCGCUCUGGUGACGAAAACGGAGACUUUUACAUCAGGCAAAUCAAUAACAUCAGCGCCAUGCUGGUGCUGGCCCGUGCCGUGUCAGGGCCCAGAGAGUACACGUUGGACCUGGAGAUGGUGUCCAUUAACCCCCUGGUCAACUACCAGAACAACUAUCAGACAAGCUCCGCCCUCAGACUCUCCAUCUACGUCGGGCCGUACACCUUUUAAAGAAGAAGAGCUGGAGGGGACACAGAGAGCGAGACACAGACACAAACAAGGAGAAAGAAGCUGUAAAACACAAGUGGUGGAUGCAGUUCAACCAGUCACUGUGAUGUUAAACUAAUAGCUUUUUAUACUGUGUUGUCCACAGAGAGUGACAGUUUUCUGUCUGCCCUCACUAUGUGUAAAAAUAUACAUGCAGUACCGUAUGCAAACACAUCGUAGCAGCAAUGUCUCACAGAUAACCAGCAGCCUUAAAAUAAUUAGUCCUGUCAAAGUCAUUCCCCGUUUUCCUGUUAUCAUGUUUACGGUUAUUCAGUCAUUCGUGUAGAAAAGAGGGUUUUUUUCUGCGUUCAUGGCGAUAACGAAUCUGUGUGACAUAUUUUCUGUCUGCCUUCAGGUGGAAUGAUUCACGCCCGGUGUCACCAGAUUUAUCUGUUUCACAGUUUACACCCUUAUCUUCUGUUUGUCACUUUAUUCUUGUCAGCCCUGUUUCCUGUUGACAGACGUGAUUCAGUAACCACUCACAUCAGACCUCAGCACCCACGCUCCUCCUUCGCCCGCCGCUGUUCAUUUCCCGAUGAAAUCUCCGCCACUGUUGUUCCUGAGUUCGUCACAGUGCUGUUUGUGUUGUACUUUGUUUUUUUUAAUUUUUAAUUUUUGUUUUUAAGAUUUGAACCCAAAUAAAACAAUAAACCCUUUCAACCACGUGUCAAGAACUAAA
This is a messenger RNA of Pelmatolapia mariae (spotted tilapia), 2357 nucleotides long. RefSeq names its product EGF containing fibulin extracellular matrix protein 2a (gene efemp2a). The transcript has 12 exons. Lineage: Eukaryota; Metazoa; Chordata; Actinopteri; Cichliformes; Cichlidae. The record is from RefSeq and is a predicted model, not a curated record. Gene Ontology annotation, molecular function: calcium ion binding. The coding region runs from base 326 to 1642 and encodes 438 amino acids.